Messenger RNA from Entrophospora sp. SA101, 236 nucleotides. NCBI's taxonomy places the organism in Eukaryota, Fungi, Glomeromycota, Glomeromycetes, Entrophosporales, Entrophosporaceae. The record is from the annotation of a GenBank genome assembly.
AAACAGAAAAUACUGCUGAUAAUAAUAGUACAUCUAAUAUCAAUAAAAGUGAUUUAGAUCAAGAUGAAAAAUUGCAAAUCCAACCAGAAAUAGAAACAUCAAUCGAAGAAACUUCACAAAAUCAAACUGUUCAAGAAAGUGUUCGGCUAGCAACUGAUGAUGUAACCGAUACUAUAGCAGCUGCACGAUUAAAUCAAACUGCUGAAAUAGAACAUAUAUAUAUAAAAGAAAUAUAA